AAAUUAAUUAAUUAAUUUUUUUUUAAAAACAAAAAACAGUGUCAGCUAUGAGUGAUCAUCAAUAUAAUAAUAAAUAUGAUAUGAAUUUUAUUAUUAAUAUAUUGAUUACUAUUGUGCUAUUAAUUGCUACAAUUAUAUUGACAUUUUGGAAAUCAAUUUUCGGUGUCAAUCGAAAAUGUUUGAAAAGUCGGCCACCGUCGCCACUAUGUCUGCCAAUUGUCGGACACAUGUAUCUGAUGGCCAAACACAACGACAAUCCGUGGCGCGGUUUCAAUGAACUGAGAGGAAAGUAUGGUAAUAUAGUUGGUCUAAAAUUAGGACAAAUCAAAGCCGUAUUGAUAUCGUCGGCCGAUUUGAUGCGCGAAGUAUUGCUGGUCAAGGGUGACAUAUUUUGCGAUAGGCCAUCAUUUUUUAGGUAUUCCCUUAUAUUUGGUCGGGACAAAAACAAUGCGCUGGCACUGUGCGACUGGUCGGACAUACAAAAGUUUAGGCGAUCGAUGGCUCAGUUGGGUCUUAUACCGAAGUUUGGCUCACAUUUCUAUAGACAACUGGCCAAAUGUAUUGAAAGUGAAAUACAAUUAAAAAUUGUUGGACUACUGGAUGAAAGUCAUAGUAAAAAAACUAAUAGUAAUACUGUAGUAAUAAAUCUAACCAAACGAGACGUCCUUAUCAUGUGUGCCAACAUUUUCAUUAAAUACUUGUGCACUAAAAAACCUUCAAGUGAUUGUAAAAAAUUUUUGGCCGCCGUUGACGACUAUGACUAUAUCUUCUAUGAUGUUAACCAAUGUUAUGCCAUUGAUUUCCUACCGUUCCUAUCGGUUCUGGGUCUUCAUCGACAGUAUCUCAAUAGUGUUGAACAAUCGGCACUUAGUUUAAGGAAUUACGUGGAAAAAGAGUUGAUUGCCGAUAGACUUGUCGACACAAUUGAUAGACUAGAGUCCAGGGGGUCGUCGGCGGCUUCGGGUAGUGUCGUCAACAACGAUGAUGACGACGAUGAGGACAACACCGAUACGGACAACUGUCCGACCGAUUUCCUGGAGCUAAUGCUUGAACACUAUGUGGAAAACCCCUCAUCGGCAAUGUCGUGGCCAAUCAUGUUGUACGAAAUGGGCGAUCUGGUUGGCGGCCAUUCGGCAGUCGGUAAUCUAUUGAUGCGAUUGUUGGGUUGGGUAGCCCUGAAUGAACGGGUACAACAGGAACUGUAUGAGGAAGCUGUCCGGGCAUUGGCCAAACAGCCCAAUGAUGAUCGGCUGAUACGGCUGGAUCAUCGGCCACUGAUGCCCGUGACUGAGGCCAGUAUAUUGGAGACCUUGAGGCUAACAUCGUCGCCGAUUGUACCGCAUGUUAACCGAGAGGAUACGACACUUCAAGGUUAUGACAUCGAAAAGGGAACAAUGGUAUUGUUCAACACCUACUACUUGAAUAUGUCGGAUAAGUAUUGGUCGGAACCCCAGGAGUUUAGACCCCAACGUUUUGUAUCGAAAUCCUACGGUAAUGCCAGUCAUAUAAGCAAACCGGACCACUUUUUCCCGUUCAGCUCCGGCCGUCGGUCGUGUUUGGGCUAUAAAAUGGUCCAAACAAUAGCGUUUGCCGCACUGGCCAAUCUGGUACUUAAUUUCCAGUUGACUCCCGCCACCGAAUCAACUACCGGUGCCGCCGCCGAUUCAGGAGCCGAUAAAAUCCGUAGCCAAUUGGCACCAAAAGGUUGUCUGGCAUUGGAUUUAUCAGACAAUUGCUUUCAAGUGGCUCUGAGUCCAAGGCCUACCACCACUACCACUACCACUAACACCACCACAAGCUUAUCAUAAAUAAUAAUAAUAAGAGACUGUAUGUGUGUAUGUCAUGUGAAGAGGAACCUCCGAUUUUUUUUUAAAAAAAAAGUUUUAGUUAAUAGUUGUUAUAAAUAAUAAAAUUUUUUAUUUUAGCUAACUUUCCCUCAAAUAAAAUAUCACACAUUUAGUACAGUAUAUAAUAAUAAUUUGAAUGC
Molecule: messenger RNA, 1987 nt
Organism: Oppia nitens
Lineage: Eukaryota; Metazoa; Arthropoda; Arachnida; Sarcoptiformes; Oppiidae
Product: cytochrome P450 307a1-like
Exons: 6
Coding region: 48-1808 (586 amino acids)
Molecular function (GO): heme binding; monooxygenase activity; oxidoreductase activity, acting on paired donors, with incorporation or reduction of molecular oxygen
Source: RefSeq, a predicted model, not a curated record